This is a messenger RNA of Pieris macdunnoughi, 1626 nucleotides long. The record is from the annotation of a GenBank genome assembly. Lineage: Eukaryota; Metazoa; Arthropoda; Insecta; Lepidoptera; Pieridae.
AUGAAAAAUGACGAUAGUGAAAAUGAUGAUUCCUCAAAUUUCUCUUUCCAUUUGGAAAAGAAGGGGCAGAGUUCGUAUUUAAAGAAUAUAAAUAAAUUAACCAGCUCGACGCUCGACCGUAAUGUAAUGGGAAAGGGAAUGAAUCAGGAAAAAUUUUACGAUUGCACCAGUGUUCCGAGAGUUUCGCAUAAAGAAGACUUCUGUCAUGUUAAACUGGACACAAUUCACAAAUUAAAAGACAGUACGAAGAAAUUACUUUAUAUAUUGGAACAAAUAAAUGCGAAAACUCGUAAAAAACUUCGGAUUUGUGAAGAUACCAACAUUGAUGGCGUUCAACCUAAGUCUUUGUUAGGAAUUUCAGCUUCUCAAUUAAAUGUAUCAGAUAUAGUUCCCAAUGAAGCCUUGGUCCGACUUGAACUACAGACUAGGAUUAUGAAAAAUAUCAAUAUAGACUAUGAAGACGAUGACUGCUCCGUAUACAAGAGGCUAACGAGAAAAUGUAAUUGUAUGAAUAAUAAAAACUACAAUGACCUGGUGAUUCAUUUCAAUGAGAACUCAAAAUAUACGACAAAUAGUUUUGGCGAGAUUGUGAAAAAUAUGCGAAUUUUGAAGAAGUUUUUGUACAUGGGUGGUGAAUAUACGAAGAAUGCUCUUAUGUUUCUUAAUGAGGGUCUAUUAGACUCAAAGGUCCCAGAGAAGAUUGAAAUAAUCAACGGAUGUGCUAAUGCAGACAUUUGCGGCAUUUUCGACGAACAUUCCAUUGUUAUUGUUUGCAUAUCUUGGCCUUGUAAAAAUGAGUACUUCGGUGAUUCAAACAGUCAGGCAUUAACAGCGACGUUAUUACAUAAACUAUCCGAGUUCGAAGAUGGCAGACGGUACUUGAACUUUAGUUCAAAGAUAACAAACGAUAUAAAAAAGGUUUUACGAAAAAGAUCGUCUCAGUUAGACGUUGAAAUUAUCGAGACACUCCACGAAGUACUGAAUUUAUUAAGGCCGAUUUUUGUGAAGAAUCCAAAUGUUUCUUACAUCUGCAAACCGGCCAAUGAAGGUAUUGGCAGUAGAACGAUAAAAGAUUUGGUUGAAUCCCGUGACCACAUGACGCUAAAUGAGAUUUUUAUGCAUUUAGACUUACUAAGAAAUUUCAGUAAAAUAGAUUUUGGUAAAGAUGAGUUGGUAUUGAAUUUGCCAGCAUUGAUCCUGCUCUUUAAAGAUUUAUUAAUGGAAUAUGAUAAUAGCGAAAUGAAUAUAUUGAUUAUGAAUAUGUUAACAAACCUUAUGGCUAAACAUAUCAAAAACGCUGAGGAUGAAAAUGAUAAGAAAUCUAACUUGGACGCCAUCAGUGAUGUCAAAACUAAGCCAAUUGAAACGAAAAACGAAGCUAUUCAAAUGCCUCCGAAAAGGAACUCCAAAAAAAACGGAAAAAGUAUAAAAGGACUGGGCGUGUCCCCUGUGAAACUAUUGAAUCAGUCUAGACGGAAAAUUACAGAUUGGGAACCUGCAAAUAACUUUAAUCGAUCAAGAAAAUUCAGUAAAGUUACAGAUUGGGAACCUUCUAACUUCAAUCGAUCAAGAAAAUUCAGUAAAGAUAUGAGAUCUGGAAUCAUAGUGGUGCCAAUAGAAAAAUAA